UAUUUACCAGCUGCCACAGAGCCCUGCAGACACACUGGUGAGAAACUCACAGUGAGCUUGGAGGAUGGCAAUGACAGGGCACCGUGGGACAGUCUGGCUUCUUCCUGUUGUCCUCCUUUACCUUCAGAUGGUGCAGACAGUCCUACCAAACGCAUGCAAGGUCAACAACGGGGACUGUGAGCAGUUCUGCAAAGCUGAUGAUGAGGGAGUUGUUUGUUCCUGUGCUGCUGGCUAUGCCCUAGGCACUGACUACAAAACCUGCUUUCCUGUAGUCAAGUUCCCAUGUGGUAAGCUUCAGAGAAAACAUAAAGCUGGUCGAGAGAAAGUCACAGGAACCACAGCAAGUCAAGAUGCUCAUCCUGAAAGUGAGGGAACAGCCACGGCCCCAAGCAGCCAUCCAGAGGUCACCGAGGAGGCUGACAAUUUACCCAUCACAGCCCCAUGGCAGGCUGUUCUGGUAGGAGAGAAAGAUGAUUGGUUUUGUGGGGGGACAAUUCUGAAUGAGUAUUUUGUACUUUCUGGAGCAUCUUGUGUUAAACACCUUAGAGAUUUACGGGUUCUUGUGGGGAUGGUGGACAGGGAAAAGGAAGAGCCAAGUAGAGCACUGCACAGAGUGGAAAAAAUAAUUGCACAUCCUGAAUUUGAUACACAAACUUUUGACAAAGACAUAGCCCUUCUCAAAUUGGAGGAACCUAUCACAUUUUCUGAGGAUGUUGUCCCAGCAUGCCUUCCAGAAGAGCACUUUGCUAAUGAUGUUCUGAUGAAUCAAACAUAUGGAAUUGUCAGUGGCUUUGGGAUAGAACAUUCGGGAUGGAUGCCUGUCAAAAGAAUGAAAGUGCUUCAAAUCCCUUAUGUGGACAGGGACACUUGCAAGCUCGCCCUUCGUGCUCCAGUCACAGAAAACAUGUUCUGUGCUGGUUAUGAUAAAGAUGGAAGAGAUGCCUGCAAUGGAGAUGGAGGAGGCCCCCAUGUGACCAAAUACCAUGGCACUUACUUUGUUACUGGUAUCAUCAGCUGGGGACAAGACUGUGGAAGGCCAGGGAAAUAUGGUGUGUACACCUACUUGUCAAAGUUCCUGCCGUGGGUAAGAAGUAUUUUGACAGAAAACUCUUAAGGGCUUGACAGUCAUUCAACCUGAUCCUUAAGUAAUAUUUUCCUCUUUUAAACAUGCUUGCUAAAAUUCUGAUAGUUUGUGAUAUAAAAAUGACCGAGACUCAAUAUUCUUCUGUUAAAGCUUUAAUUUAAUUAAUAAAAUUGCAAUAAGCAAAACAGCGCUGGGUGCGUGGAGAGUCUCCGCUCCACUCACACGGACGCGGUAAAGUUUAAUCUUUUAGUUUGUAUUACAUAUCUUAAUACAUAUUCAUAACUAUUCUAAUACAUAUUCAUGACUGUUCUAGGAAUAGGCUGGGUUAUGUUUAUUAGUUCUUGGAAGAGGCAGGCCUUCAAAGGUGCAUGCCCACUUUAUCUCUGAGGGUCUUUUUGACCCCCAUCUGGUGGUCGUUGGAUGAAGUCAGUGUCUGCCUCAGUUUCCCCUCUUGGUACCCUUUGAUUCCGCACAUGUGCUCCUUCGCUCUUUCCUGUGCAACACUCUGCAGUCAGCAGUAAAACCACCUGGAAUUGCAAUGCUAUGUGGUGAGCAGCAAAAUCAGCUGAGAUUAGCACAACGGAAUACACAUUGUAGCGUUUUCAAGGAGGGAAACUGUGGAUGUCUUGUUUCUCGUUCCCCUAAGCCUUGUAGUUACACAAAGAACAUUUAUGUUUGCAUCUUUCACAAUGUUGAAGGCAGAUACAUUAUUAGUACUCUCAAAAUGGGGUUAGCAAAAUACUUUAUAUAAGUUCAGUUAGUAAACACUUUAUAAUUAUUCAAAUAAUUAUUCAACAUGAAUUCACAAACACACAUAUUACAGUUUGUACUUCCCUUAAGAGGCAUCACCUCUGUCUUCAUGAGCUAAUACCUUGUUUUCAGAAGUGAGCUUGUACUUCAACCAGAGCUUGCUGGGUUUGAACGACAGUGAAACUUCUUCAAAUGUGAUAAUCUAGGAUUUAAUUCUGCUCUUGCAGUAAUAGCCUAAACUUGUCUAUUAGAGGUUUUGCCUGGACUGAUAAGCCCCCUCUCAUUGCAAGGCUGAACUAGAAACCUUUUUGUGGUAGUACCUCCUUUAUAGAAACGAAGCAGACAAAGAUAAUAUCAGACUAAGAAAGACAGUAUCUGAGUAGGACAGCAUUUUAAACGCCUCUAGAAAAGCUAUGUGAUUUUCUAGAUUUAUCUAUCUGUACACAGAAAAAGCUAAAAAAACAUGAAAGCCACCCACAUAUCCACAUUAAUCUAAAUAACCAGGCAUGUCACUAAAUCAAAUAAGUGAUUAAAUAAAGUUCAUUGAACUGGAAAGGCUUGCUUUAUCAUCACUAAAAUCAUUGGUGUUAUGAUGUUUUCUUGAUCUCCUUCUGAGAUAGUUUCUUCACCAUCAUUAUUCAUGUUGUAAUUUUGGCUCUAAUAAAAUGAAUGUUUUGCAUGCCCUACA
Messenger RNA from Calypte anna (Anna's hummingbird), 2522 nucleotides. Its product is annotated as coagulation factor X. NCBI's taxonomy places the organism in Eukaryota, Metazoa, Chordata, Aves, Apodiformes, Trochilidae. The record is from RefSeq and is a predicted model, not a curated record. Gene Ontology annotation, biological process: proteolysis. The coding region runs from base 65 to 1114 and encodes 349 amino acids. Gene Ontology annotation, molecular function: serine-type endopeptidase activity. The transcript is spliced from 5 exons.